ACAAACACCACAAAGAUGGGCCUGAAUCAGCCAAUGAUCGCGCUCCGUGAAUUAAUACCAGCCAAUGGGAACAUGUCAAGCCAGCGGUCUCUUACAGCUACACACCCACAUUACUUUUAUGUCAACCACUUCGCGGGAGUUGUCACUGUAGGAGCGGACGUCUCUGUAAAACUCGACAAACGCCACACCGGAGACCAGGCAACCAUGACUGAAAGAAAGGCAGUGAUCAAAAAUGCCGACAUGUCGGAGGAAAUGCAGCAGGACGCUGUUGAAUGUGCCACACAGGCCCUGGAGAAGUACAACAUUGAGAAAGAUAUCGCUGCAUAUAUCAAAAAGGAGUUUGACAAGAAAUACAACCCAACCUGGCACUGCAUUGUCGGGAGGAACUUUGGCAGCUACGUGACUCACGAGACCAAGCAUUUCAUUUACUUCUACUUGGGUCAGGUGGCCAUUCUGCUGUUCAAGUCUGGCUGAGGGACACCAGCUGACCAUACAUACAGUACUGACUGAUUCGACAAAGGCACUUAUCAUUCCUUGGCAAGGGGCCACUGCCUUUUUCUGUGCUGCUUUCUACUUUGUUCUGUUUUUGAGGAUAAACAAAAAAAUGUGGCCAUGUUAGAGAUAAAACAGUUGUAUUUAUUUUUGUCUUGUUACAUUAGACAUGUCAUUUUUUUAAUUAAAGCGUAGCUGUUAAGCUGUCUGGGUCCAA
Molecule: messenger RNA, 709 nt
Organism: Plectropomus leopardus (leopard coralgrouper)
Lineage: Eukaryota; Metazoa; Chordata; Actinopteri; Perciformes; Serranidae
Gene: dynll1
Product: dynein, light chain, LC8-type 1
Biological process (GO): motile cilium assembly; intraciliary retrograde transport
Cellular component (GO): cytoplasmic dynein complex
Molecular function (GO): dynein intermediate chain binding
Source: RefSeq, a predicted model, not a curated record